Molecule: messenger RNA, 5139 nt
Organism: Brenthis ino (lesser marbled fritillary)
Lineage: Eukaryota; Metazoa; Arthropoda; Insecta; Lepidoptera; Nymphalidae
Source: the annotation of a GenBank genome assembly
AUGUCGGCGCGCGGGCCCGUGGCCCGACUACUCGCGCGCCGCCGCUUUGAGUCCGCCGAACUAGAGGAAUUGUACGCGCGGUAUGCGUGCAAACUGCAACGCACGUCGGUGGGCUCCGCUCUAGCACUGUGGGCUGUGCUCGCCGCUGCACUCGCAGCUGUCGACGCAACACGGGGCUGGCGCAGAGCGCCGCAGGUGGGUGUGCUGAGUGCGCACGCUAUUCUAUGCGGUGGGCUUGCGUGGUGGUGUGGUCGUGCAAGUGGCGUGGCUCCGGAGAGACGGCUACCAAGAGCAUGCUGGCUUGCGCUCGCGGGUGGGGGCACAGCCCUAGCUGCAACGCUACCAGCCUGGAGCCCUGGUGCAGCAGCCGAAGGAGCAGCUCACGUAGUGUGGGCAGUAUUUGCGGCCUAUGCCUUACUACCAGUAGGCGCACCCGUCGCCGCCGCCUUCGGACUUCUACUGCCCAUAGCGCAUACAGUUGCGGCAGCACUCGUGGCUCCGCGGUUUCCUUACUAUGUAUGGCAACAGAUGCUGGGCAAUGUGGUGGUGUUCCUGUGCGUUAACGUCGUGGGUGCGCUUAUGCAUUCACUCAUGGAGACAGCUCAGAGGCGCGCCUUCCUUGACACGCGUAACUGUAUCGCAGCUCGACUAGACAUGGAGGAUGAAAACGAAAAAUUGGAGCGAUUACUGUUAUCCGUACUUCCGCAACACGUCGCUAUGGAGAUGAAAAACGACAUAAUAUCGCCCGUCGAAGGACAAUUUCACAAGAUAUAUAUUCAAAAGCAUGAACAAGUUAGCAUCCUGUUUGCGGAUAUCGUCGGCUUCACGGUGCUCGCAUCGCAGUGCAGUGCGCAAGAAUUGGUGCGGCUUCUCAACGAGCUUUUUGGCAGAUUUGACCAGCUUGCCAACGAUAACCACUGUCUCCGCAUCAAAAUCUUGGGUGAUUGCUACUACUGUGUGUCGGGACUGCCCGAGCCGCGCUCGGACCACGCGCGUUGUACCGUUGAAAUGGGACUCGACAUGAUCGAUGCUAUUGCGUCCGUAGUAGAAGCAACAGAUGUGCAAUUAAAUAUGCGAGUAGGCAUUCAUACUGGACGUGUACUUUGCGGGGUAUUAGGAUUACGGAAAUGGCAAUACGACGUUUGGUCCAAUGAUGUAACGCUUGCUAAUAACAUGGAAGCCGGGGGUGAACCUGGCCGCGUACACAUAACGCAAGCUACGCUAGAAUGCCUCGGGGGAGCAUACGAAGUAGAGCCUGGUCAUGGUGCUAGUCGAAAUGCAUACCUGCGCGAUCAUUCCAUUCAGACGUACUUCAUAAUUCCACCUCCUAGACGAAGAAAAAUGUGCUUGUCAGCAGGUGUAGGGUUAGGAUCUGGCUCUCGGCGGAAGCUGUCUUUCAAAAAUGUAUCCAAUGUUGUAGUGCAAUUGCUGCAUUCAAUAAAGUUCAACGUAGACGUUCCGUUCUCAAACAUGGCGGCAUCGCCUCAGGAGCUUAAGGCAAACGCUGCCAGGAAGGUGCUGGACCUGCGGCGCGCGCUGCACGCCGAGCCGGGUUCGGCGGAGGCCCUGCGCCUGGCGGCCUUGCGCGGGGAGCACGUGAGCACCGACCCCCCCACCGCCCCCUACAACCACACCUUCGACGCAGUCAUGCAGCACCACGCCCUGCGCACACAUGCAACGAAUAAAGUGACGGAGAAGUCAAAGCGGCCAUUGAAAAAACGUCAUUCGUCUGUAUACCAUCAGCCUACCAACCGCGUGAACAAAUACUUGGCGCAGGCGAUAGACGCGCGCUCAGUGCAUCGGGAAAAGGCCACGCACGUGCAUUUACUCACGUUAUGCUUCAAAGAUGCGGAUAAAGAAGCACAGUAUCGGGCAUCAACAGACGGUGGGUGGGCGGGUUCAUUAAGCGCUGCGUUGGGAGCUCUCGUGGCUGCGGGUGCCCUUCAAGCUGCCAUACUCCCCCGUACUACCAUUCUUCUCCUUCUAUUCGUCACUGCCUUCGCAUGGUCUGCUGCUGUACUGGCUUUAACAUUGGCAGCUCGGCUAAGGCUCAUACCUUGUGAUGUAUCCAGACCAUUUGCACUACGAAAUGCUAUUACAACUUUCACCAUCGUACUGGGCUACGCUGUAGGACAAGUUAACGUGAUAACAUGUCGAGAAGUUAACGUUUGCGCGAAUUUAACAGAGAACAUAACGAUGGGUGACAUUCAAGCGGCUUCGGAUAAAGUAUCGGCUGUGCUGUGGAGUAGCACGGAUCAUAGAGCCUGUCCUAUCCCUCUGUACAUAACUCUAGGCUGCUGCCUCAGCAUGCUCGCUGUGGCCGUGUUCCUGCGACUCCCUAUACUAGUGAAGGGCAUUUUGUUGGCGGUGAUGACGGCCGGCUACGUCACUGUGAUACUGGCGUACCACAAACACCUCUUCGAUUGCUACGACCUGAUGACUGACCCCGGGGCCGUGGGGUCGGCGUACGCGGCGUGCGCGUGGACGCUGGCGCUGGCGCUGGCCGUGCUGCUGCACGCGCGGCAGACCGAGUGGACCGCGCGCCUCGACUUCCUCUGGCAGGUCCAGGCCCGGGACGAGAAGCGCGAUAUGGAUGCUUUACAGGCAUCUAACAGAAGAAUAUUGUUCAACUUACUGCCAGCGCAUGUGGCGACACAUUUCUUAGAUAAUCAGUUUAGGACGAACAUGGACCUAUACCACCAGUCGUACCAGCGCGUGGGCGUGGUGUUCGCGUCCAUCACCAACUACCACGAGUUCUACAUGGAACUCGACGGCAACAACCAGGGCAUGGAGUGUCUCCGGCUGCUCAACGAGAUUAUAGCUGAUUUUGAUGAGCUACUAGGCGAAGAUCGAUUCAGUGCAAUAGAUAAAAUAAAAACUGUGGGCUCUACAUAUAUGGCAGCAGUUGGUCUCAUUCCUGACAAAAAGAUGUUAGACGACGCCAGCACGAGGAAGCACAUGGCUACUUUGGUCGAGUUCGUAUUCGCUAUGAGAGACAAGCUUAAGGAUAUCAAUGAUAAUUCCUAUAACAAUUUCAUGCUUCGUGUUGGUAUUAAUGUCGGACCUGUGGUUGCUGGAGUGAUAGGCGCGAGAAAACCUCAGUAUGAUAUAUGGGGGAAUACAGUUAAUGUAGCCUCUCGUAUGGACUCCACCGGUCUUCCGAACCACACGCAAGUCACAGAGGAAGUCUUUCAGGUGUUGAAGGAUUUUCCGUAUCAAUUUAUUUGUCGCGGCAAAGUCAAAGUUAAAGGAAAGGGGGAAAUGACUACCUAUUUUUUAACAGACAGAACGCCAUCUAAUGGCAUUAAUCAAAAUAAUACAAACAGUCAACCUCAAAAUCCUCCCACUGCGUACGGCGGUGUCGCUACUCCAUUAGCAAUGUUACAAAAUUCAGCGAGAAGAGCGGCGCAACCGUCCAGAUUGCCACCUCUAAGGGAAUCCUCCGUGGCCGGUGAGAACGAGCCGCUUUUACCUUCUAACGGGCACCAAAGUAACGGGAACAAUCACAAAAGCAGUAAAGGAAGACGCAAUAUGGACUCCGAAGACACUCCUCCACCUCCGCCUCCUCACGGCAUCAACGGCAACCCGCGCUGGCCGCCGCCGCGCGCGCUGGUGCCGCCCUGGCCCAGACCGCAAGAGGCUCGACCGCCGGCUGUGCACAAACGCAGACCCCCUACGAGGUUGCCGAGACCGCGGUCUAGUGAAAGUCUUCCUUUAGCAAGAAGUCCUCGAGUCCAUUCUUCAGCGGAUGAACUGAGCUCACUCACCCGAUCCCCCAGUCUCAGCUCGUCUGACGAGAGCUAUUCCAGGACCACGGACGCGUCCCCUUCGCCCCCUCGUCCCGCGCCCUGGCUGCCUCCCGCUCGACCCCAACGAACCGACCCCAACACGUAUGACUAUCCCCCCAUUAGACUUAACAAACCGACUCCUAAUAUCCUAAAUGAAAUUUACGCAAAACAUAAAAAUAAUAAGAAAUCAUCAAUCGACGACAAAAUUCUGGAUGGUAGUUUAGAUUUUCAAAAGGAAGAGGAAAAGUUGCAAAGGAGCAUAAUUAACAUGCUCCAGGCGUCUGUGAAGAGGGACGGUUGCAGUCAGACAGAUAAGAAGGACGUGCCUCAUCGCCUCACGCAGAGGACCAGCUCGUUCUCCAGCUCGGGCAGCCGCCCCGGGAACUUAAAGCACUUGCACCACGACAGCAGGGAGCUGUUCACGAAGCGCAGCCCGUCCGACGUGGCGUGCGUGCCGCCCUUCGAGAGAGAGAUACAAAGGCUGUUUGAUGAUAAAAAUCUUAUUAAGAUGAACUCACCAAAGGCAGAGAGGAAGGACUUGAAAUUAGAAUUAAGAGCACCGCCAUCAGUGAACAACAACAGUAGCCCACUACACGCGGUGGGGCUGGCGGCCAUCACGCAGCUGGCGCGGCAGGAGGCGAGUCCGGCGCGCGCGCGCCCCCCGCCCCCCGCGCACCCCCCGCACCCCGGGCCCCCUGGCCCCCUGCCGUGCGGGGCGCCACCCGGCCCGCCCCCCGCGGCAUCGCCCCUCAAGCCCACGGACUUCCCCGGCGUGCUGCCCACGGACGUGGUCGUGGAACUGCCCUCGCCCACGCACUCCAGCCACGCCCAAAUGCAUACUAGUGCGCCAGGUGCUAGAAUGAGGGACACGAUGCCUGUAAAAGUAAAACAGGAUAAAGAAUUGCAAGACAGACUUCAUAACCGGGUAACCACUUCCAACCAUAGAGAAAUGGGUAUCUACGGGGAGAGUCAGUCCGAGUGGAGUUCCUCGUGCUCGGAGGGCGAGGGUGAGGGCGAGGGCGGCCAGCCGGAGAGCACCGGCUACACCACCGACGACCCCGCGCUAGAGAACGUGUCCAUGCUUAACGAGGCAGGCCUUACGGACGCGGAGGCAGCCCUGAGCGAUGUCAACUCCUGCUACCUGGAGCGUGACGAUGACGUAUCCUCCCGAGCCUCCUCCCGCCUCCUGGACUCGGAGGCCUUGGUCUCCUUGGAGUCACUCAGUGCCAUCUAUGACUCGGACGAGCCCGCGCACCGCUAUCUCGCCAACAUACGCACUGUGAGCGAAUCCAUCACGAGGAACUUUGGGCAGCCCGCCUUCGAACAUGUGACCGAUGCGGAGAGUGACGUC